This is a messenger RNA of Formica exsecta, 2909 nucleotides long. It is a transcript of the gene DAT, whose product is annotated as sodium-dependent dopamine transporter. The transcript is spliced from 12 exons. The record is from RefSeq and is a predicted model, not a curated record. Gene Ontology annotation, biological process: dopamine uptake involved in synaptic transmission; sodium ion transmembrane transport. The coding region runs from base 819 to 2786 and encodes 655 amino acids. Gene Ontology annotation, molecular function: dopamine:sodium symporter activity. NCBI's taxonomy places the organism in Eukaryota, Metazoa, Arthropoda, Insecta, Hymenoptera, Formicidae. Gene Ontology annotation, cellular component: presynaptic membrane; neuron projection; neuronal cell body membrane.
UAGUGACAGCGCGCGCGCAGCGGUUGACGUGACGUCACGUGACCGCGGCCGCGAACGACACGUGACCGAGGCGCGUAUAUACGCGUCGACGGGCGCUAAAAUUCGCCACUUACUCUUUCGGUCCUUUGCGACAAGGUUCUCCCGUUUGUGCCGGAGAGAUACAUACCAUCGGCAUCCCCGAUUGCACCCCCUCUCGAGCUCUCCUUUUCGCCGUAUUAUCCUCCUGUCAGCGGCCCGUUCGAUUGAUCUCGCGCGAUCGAGAGAGAACGAAGGUAAGGAACGCGAUCUUUCUCACGCGCGCAAUAUAUGCGAUGAGAAUGGAUUCGGAGCGUCUCGAAAAAACCGAAGUCCGUCUCUGAUCGCGCUCUUUCGCUAUCGUUUCCCCGCGAGAGUACCCUCAUCUUAAAAUGCGCGAGCUCUCGCGAGCGGAACGACGCGGGUGGCUUGCGCGAUCCGCCUGAGAGAGGAAUCUGACCCACGCGCGUCUUCGAGAUCAUCGUUCGACUUGUUCGCAUAUACGAUAACGUUAGGAAGAAAGAUCUUCCGCGGGAGAUUUCGAAAGAGAGUCCCUGUAAAAUACGACGCGGGGGUGGGAGAGGCUCGAGGAGAGGAAAGACAAGGGACGACGAAACGGGCAUGGGUCUGACGGAUACCAGUUUCGAGCUACUCUUGACCCUGUGGCGAGUCUUCGUCGUGGGAGUCCUGCCGUGGACUGAGGAGCCGCGCGGUCAGUGUCGCGGGGUCUCGCCGAGCUGCAACAUUCACGGCGACACCGUCGCUCGUUAAUCGUUCUCGGCGUGAUACUCGAUAUCCGAAGGAUGUCGUUGACGGUGGUGAAGAAUGUCGUGAAGGGCGGCGGCGGCGGCGGCGGUGGCGGCGGCGGCGACGACGGCGACGGCGGCGACGGCAGGGAAACUUGGUCGGGGAAGCUGGAUUUCUUGCUCUCGGUUAUCGGUUUCGCCGUCGAUCUCGCCAAUGUAUGGCGAUUCCCGUACCUUUGCUACAAGAACGGUGGUGGCGCAUUUUUGGUCCCCUAUUGCGUGAUGUUGGUGGUCGGCGGUAUUCCUCUGUUUUACAUGGAGCUUGCACUUGGUCAGUUUAACAGAAAGGGUGCUAUCACGUGCUGGGGUCGACUUGUGCCGCUUCUCAAAGGUAUCGGAUACGCGGUCGUCCUGAUCGCGUUUUACGUUGACUUUUACUACAACGUUAUCAUCGCCUGGUCGCUCCGAUAUUUCUUCGCCUCGUUUUCCACGAUGUUACCAUGGACUACGUGCGACAAUCCUUGGAAUACGCCGUUGUGUCGCGAAUUAGACGCGAACAUCUCGUAUGCUUUUGAGGAUGUAAUGACCAGCGACGAGGUAAACGAGAAUAUUGGAAAUGUCACCCGAUUCUUGAUCGAUCAAAGAUCGGACGCUGCUCCAAAGGAUAACCAUACGAGCGCUGCGCAUGAAUACUUCAACCGCGCUAUCUUGGAGCUGCACGAAAGCGAGGGCUUACAUGAUCUCGGAGCCAUUAAGUGGGACAUCACGCUAUGCUUGCUCGUAGUCUAUCUGGUCUGCUAUUUUUCUCUGUGGAAAGGCAUCUCGACUUCCGGCAAGGUGGUCUGGUUUACCGCUCUCUUCCCUUAUGCAGUCUUGCUGAUUUUGCUAAUAAGGGGUGUCACUCUGCCGGGUAGUACCGAAGGGAUCCGUUAUUAUCUUAGUCCAAAUUUCACCGCUAUCACGAAAGCAGAGGUGUGGGUGGACGCCGCGACGCAGGUAUUUUUCUCUCUAGGACCAGGAUUCGGAGUUUUGCUGGCUUACGCGAGUUACAACAAGUAUCACAACAAUGUUUACAAAGACGCCCUAUUGACGAGCCUGAUUAACAGCGCGACGUCCUUCGUCGCUGGAUUCGUUAUAUUUUCGGUGCUCGGUUACAUGGCCCAUGCCAGCGGAAAAUCCAUCCAGGAUGUCGCUACGGAAGGACCAGGUUUGGUCUUUAUCGUCUAUCCGGCAGCCAUCGCCACUAUGCCCGGUUCGAUGUUUUGGGCGCUCAUCUUUUUCAUGAUGUUACUCACACUCGGUUUGGACAGCUCGUUCGGCGGUUCGGAGGCGAUUAUAACGGCACUCAGCGACGAGUUUCCAAUAAUCGGCAACAAUCGUGAGAUUUUCGUGGCAUGCUUAUUCACUCUAUACUUUCUGGUUGGACUUGCCUCUUGUUCGCAGGGCGGAUUUUACUUUUUCCACUUGUUGGAUCGAUACGCGGCCGGAUACUCGAUGCUGUUUGCCGUUCUGGCAGAAACCAUCGCGGUCAGUUGGAUCUACGGAACAGACCGAUUUUGCGCCGACAUUAAAGACAUGAUCGGAUUCAGGCCCGGCGUCUACUGGCGCGUAUGCUGGAAAUUCGUAGCACCACUCUUUCUGAUGUUUAUUAUCGUCUACGGUCUAAUGGGCUACGAACCAUUAUCGUACGAAGGUUACGUUUAUCCGGUUUGGGCAAAUGUACUGGGCUGGCUGAUCGCGUGCUCUUCUAUCGUCAUGAUCCCAGGUAUGGCAAUCUACAAAAUCAUCACCACACCCGGAUCCUUCGUUCAAAGGUUAAAGAUCCUGACGACACCGUGGCGGGACACGCAGCAUCAGAGGAAUGAUUUGUCCUCGGUGGCGAAUGGCGCUAUUCGUCGAAGUUUCUUGGCCGAGCAAGAUUUUGAAAUUACCAAGGACCACGAAUUAACCAAGGAACAGACGGAGGUAAUGAUUCAAUCUCGAGAGGGUGUCAAGGAGAAUGAUCCGCCCCCCGAGCCAGUCUAGGACAGUGCGGUUGUGAUUUUGCACGGUGCCCGGUUCCAAGUAUACCUCUGCUAGAGGACGAUCGCCGAGCAAGGUCCUAUGAUGAUAAUAACAAUUCAAAUAAAGACAAGGAUCAAUCUUUUA